Akanthomyces muscarius is the source of this 1272-nucleotide messenger RNA. RefSeq lists its product as uncharacterized. Lineage: Eukaryota; Fungi; Ascomycota; Sordariomycetes; Hypocreales; Cordycipitaceae. Gene Ontology annotation, molecular function: FAD binding. The coding region runs from base 1 to 1272 and encodes 423 amino acids. The transcript has a single exon. The record is from RefSeq and is a predicted model, not a curated record.
AUGUCAUCUUCCACGCCGCGCAUCGCCAUUGUUGGCGGUGGCCCCGCGGGGCUCACCCUCGGCGCGCUGCUGCACGCGCGCCGCAUCCCCUUUACCGUGUACGAGCUCCGUGGUCGGCCCACGGCGCACGAGUGGGCACAGCCGUCGGGCAUGUUGGACCUGCACGAGCACGACGGCCUGCGCGCCGUCCGCGCGUGCGGGCUCUACGACGCGUUCCUCCCGCUGACGGGCGAGUGCUCGGAGCAGUUUGUCAUUGCGGACAGCGACGGCGCGCCGACGGCGGGCAUGGGCGGGCAGCACCAGGAGGAGGAGCCCGCGGCGAAGAAGCGCAAGGACGAGGAGGGCGCGCGGCCGGAGAUUUCGCGCAACAACCUCACGAAGCUGCUGCUGAGCAAGGUGCCCGAGGAGAGCGUCCGCUGGGGCGCCAAGCUGCAGACGGUGGCGUGGCGGGACGGCACGACGACGCUCGAGUUUGGGAGUGGCGAAAAGGGCGAGUUUGACCUCGUGGUGGGCGCGGACGGCGCGUGGUCGCGCGUGCGCACGCUGCUGACGCCGGUGCGGCCGCGCUACGGCAACUCGCAGAUUGUGACGGCGACGAUCCGCGGCGUCACGACGAAAUACCCGCACCUCGCGGCGCUCGUCGGCUCCGGGUCGUACAUGGCGCUUGGAUACCGCCACGCCGUCGUCUCGCAGCGCGGGCCGCUCGACUCGGCGCGCAUCUACCUCUGGCUGACGACGACGGACGAGAAGCUCGGCGUCACGGCGGGCCUAGCCGGCAAGCCCCCAACGGCCGCGAUCGCCAAGCUGCUCGACAACGACAAGUAUCUGGGCAAGUUUGGGCCGGUGGUCAAGGAGCUGGCAGAGACGGCGCUGAGGGAGGAGGAAAAGGAGACUGGCGGCGCGGGGCUGGACAUUAGGGGGUUGUACGCCCUGCCGUAUGGGCUGCGGUGGGAGGGGAAAAAGGGCGUCGCGGUCGUGGGGGAUGCGGCGCACGUGAUGCUGCCGAACGGGGAGGGCGUGAACCAGGCCAUACUGGACGCGACGCUGCUGGCGGAGCAUAUUGUGCAGGCGUGGGACGAGGACAAGGGGCCAGGGUUUGGGGAUGUGCUGAAGCCGUUGGUCGAUGGGUUCGAGAGGGACAUGGCGCAGAGGGCGGUGAAAGUGGGCGAGGAGACGGAGCAGCUGCUGGGGAUGAUGCUGGGGGAGGACGCGGGCGAUAAAAUGGGCAAGUUCUUUGAGGGACACGAGGAGGAGGAAAAGAAAAAUGAAUAG